CAGUCCCUAUGGGUACCGCUAGGGGGCCACAGGUGUUGGUUUGAGUGGGGACUACAAAGAGGAGCAGGGAGAAGUCAUCAGUGUGAUGCUUCCACAGUCAACAUGUCUCUCUACCGCAACCUGGCCUGGUUCCUCAAGGGAAUGACUCAGUUCACCAGAAAUGCUUUCCUGUCAGCCUCCAAGCGCUUUGUGGAGAAGGACCUGGAGGUGUCUUUGGCGGGACGCACCUUCAUGAUAACUGGAGCCAACAGCGGCAUCGGGAAAGCCACGGCCAUGGCUAUUGCUAAGAAAGGUGGAACCGUCCACAUGGUGUGUAGGAACAAGGACAAGGCUGAGGAAGCGAGGGCUGAACUUGUCAAGGAGACGGGAAAUAAAGAGAUCUACGUCCACAUCCUGGACAUGUCUGAGACCAAGAAGGUGUGGGAGUUUGCUGACGCCUUCAAGAGGAAGUACAAGGCUCUAAAUGUCCUGAUCAACAACGCAGGGUCUAUUAUGAGUCAGAGGGACGUGAACACGGAGGGCCUUGAAAAGAGCUUCGCCACCAAUGUCCUUGGGGUGUACAUUCUCAUCAAGGGUCUCAUUCCUUUGCUGGAGAAGAGCGCAGACCCCAGAGUGAUCACUGUGUCAUCCGGGGGGAUGCUGGUGCAGAAGCUCAGGAUAGGAAACCUGCAGUCGGAGCGAGGCCGCUAUGACGGCACCAUGGUCUACGCCCAACACAAGAGGCAGCAGGUGGUGAUGACAGAGCAGCUUGCAAAGAUUCACACAAACAUCCACUUCUCUGUCAUGCAUCCAGGCUGGGUGGACACUCCUGCUGUAGCCAACGCCAUGCCUGACUUCCAUCGCUCCAUGAAGGACAGCCUGCGGACCCCCGAGCAGGGCGCCGACACCGUGGUGUGGCUUGCUGUAUCCGAGGCUGCCGGCGUCAGCCCCAGUGGACGUUUUUAUCAGGACCGGACGAUGGUGGCCACCCACCUGCCGCUGGCUUGGACACACAGUUCCCCUCUGGAGGAGCAGAAGCUGAUAUCCGCUCUGGACGACUUGGCCAAGAUGUUCCAGCCGCACUGAAGCAGAAGCAGCACAUCUUCACCGCUCUAACCAGCAACACUGACCAAGCCAAUGGACCUGAUCCAAACAUUCUUAUCGCUUAUUAUCAUAUAGCACAUUCAUAAAGCCACAUGACAAGGACUAAAACUACAUUUAUGAUUUUCUUGGAGAGAGCAUUGCACACAUUUACGCUAUUUAACUGUGACUUUUUUGAACGUUGUCAAUCUGAUGGGAAUCAGAUUGGACCAAAAGUCACAAAGGCCCAGCUAUGAGUUCAACCUUCUUGUUGUGUAGCUAAAAAAUGUGUAACUAACAACUGUGUUUGUGUGUUUUUGUCACGUCGCAGUGUAGCGGGUGAAUUCCAGCAGGAAGUGCGGUGCUCUCACUACGGCAGGGAUGUCCAAACGGUUUCUGUCCAGAACACCGGUUAUGGAAAAAAACAAAAAAACAAUGACAUACUGUAUUUCCUUGAAUUGCCGCCGGGGCGCUAAUUAAUUUAAAACCUCUUCUCACUCCUGCGCUUACCAAAAGCAUGCGGUAAAAGUAAGCAUGCGCUAAUUAUUUUAAAACCUCUUUUCACUGUGGCACUUACCGAAGGUAUGCAGUAAAAAUUUGAGUGUGGUGUAAGCUUGGACCUUAAAUCCUACUGAAUAACACUUAAUCUUCUUCCAUUUUUGCAAUUUCACAUUACCGGUAUUGAAAUCAGCCUCCUCCAUUUUGAAAAUGAUGAUAGGGGAAGUGUCACUCGUGACGUCACGAGUUUGACCAGGCGGUAAUACUAAGCAUGCGCUAAUUAUUUUGGAAUUUGAGUUUGACCCGGCAGUAAUUCAAGGCAGGCGCAUACUAUACACCCUGCGGCAAUUCAAGGAAAUACGGAAUACAUGCUG
This is a messenger RNA of Nerophis ophidion (straightnose pipefish), 1931 nucleotides long. RefSeq names its product dehydrogenase/reductase 12-like a (gene dhrs12la). Bases 103 to 1065 code for a protein of 320 amino acids. The record is from RefSeq and is a predicted model, not a curated record. The transcript has 10 exons. NCBI's taxonomy places the organism in Eukaryota, Metazoa, Chordata, Actinopteri, Syngnathiformes, Syngnathidae.